This is a messenger RNA of Papaver somniferum (opium poppy), 1296 nucleotides long. RefSeq lists its product as uncharacterized. The record is from RefSeq and is a predicted model, not a curated record. Lineage: Eukaryota; Viridiplantae; Streptophyta; Magnoliopsida; Ranunculales; Papaveraceae. The coding region runs from base 1 to 1296 and encodes 431 amino acids. The transcript has a single exon.
AUGGUUAAUGAAAUUGAUGAAAUAAAGUAUGCUGAGGUCCCAAUUAAAACCCUUAGGGACCGUUUGAACCCGUCUAGAGUGAUGCGUGAACCUGGGGUUGUUUUACCGGCCACUACCUUUAAGUUUGAUAUUAAACCUGGGACAUUUGGCAUGCUACGUAAGUUUAGGGGGAUAGAAAAUGAGAAUCUGUAUACUCGUAUCCGGUACUUUGAGAUGAUUUGUGACACCAUGAGUUAUCCGAAUGUCACCAAAGACGAUGUUAGGUUGCGUUUUUUUACUUUUUCCCUAGAAGAGAGAGUCAGUGAGUGGUAUCAUAUCAUUACUUCUAAAACAAUCACUACCUGGGAUGGACUUGUAGAGGUUUUCGUUAAGAAAUUCUACCCACACCAUAAGACUGUUGCUGUUCGACAGUCUAUCCAAACCUUUAAGCAGAAAUUAGGUGAACAACUACACGAUUAUGUAGAAAGGUUUAAUGAAUUGUUAUACCAAUGCCCACAUCACGGCUUUGAUAAAGCCCACAUGGCCCAAAUAUUAUAUGAGGGCGUUGAUAGUGAAACCAGAAUGCAGGUAGAAACAAUUAGUGGUGGAGAAUUUGCCCACCAAGACCCAAAUGAAUGUUUUGACGAGUUCAUAGAGUUAGCUGAAAAGACUCAUCAAUGGGCUUCAAUGAGGGAGCCCGAAAUAACUAGGAACCCUAUCCAUAGGGUCAAUAGAUUUGAUAAUGGGUAUGAUAUCCUUAGACGUCUAGAGGCCUUAGAGAUGAACCAAGGGUCAAACCAUACUAUGAGCUAUAACAGUGAGCCCAGAACCUAUCCAUGUACCAUUUUUGGUGAUCAAACUCAUAUUGGACCUCAUUGUCCCCUGUUUUACCCUAGUGAAACUACCCGUGAUCAGGUUAGUGUCCUACAUGGUGGUAUGAACUCUAAAUAUGAGGGUCGACCCAAGUUUGACUCAUACUCUAAUACUUAUAACCUCGGUUGGAGACAUAACCCGAAUUUCUCGUGGUCUAAGGGUACCCAUCAGGGUGGCCCAUCUAGCAACCCACCACCAGGUUUUUCUAGGAACCAAGCUCAAGUCCAUGAACCGAGCCCAGUUGAAAAAAGGGUGUCAUCUUUAGAGGAAAGUAUAAGACUCUUAGUUGAGGGUAAUGCCCUAAACAAUUCCCAGACUACCCAAAAUAUCAACCAUUUAAGUCAGAAGCUCGAUGACUUUGUCCUGUCUAGUCAGCAUAACCAACUGGGCUAUUGCCAACUUAGAGACUCAAAUAAGUCAACUUUCGAACCGGUUAAAUGGUAG